AUCUGACUUCAGUGAAGUGCAGACGCAGCUCUGAAGCAGCAGGGCUAAAACUAACAAUCUUCUAGGGAUCUUUUACUAACAACUUCCAGAGUUUAAGAAAUAGAAUAUCCUGACCCAAGUGCUGCAACAGCGGAAAAGGCCCGUUGCAGAUACACUGAACUGUAAAACAUUGAUUAAGAAAAGGAUUUAACGCAUUAUUGCUGAAGAGAUAAACACAUUUUGGAGCUUUUGUAGGAUUUUGUUUCUUUUAAGUGAAAUCGACUCGUGAUGGUUCUCCUGUCACUAUGGUUUGUUGUAGCUGGAACUAUAGUAGUGAAUUUGACUUCAGCUGAUAAGGCUGGCAACAUAGAUGAUAAAACAGAUUUCCUAAAAAAGAGCCUGAGAGAGUACGGGCUGGUAACUCCAAUUAGUACUGACUCAGAAGGACACUACUUAUCAAAUCUCCUUUCAGCUAGUCACAAGCAACGAAUCAAAAGGGAUCUAUCUAAAGAUGCUGACCAUGAAAAUAAGAAGCUCUUUUUCAAUGUCACUGCUUUUGGGAGGGAGUUUCAUCUGCGCCUUCACCUCAACAGCAGGCUGGUUGCUCCAGGAGCUGUGGUAGAGUGGCAUGAAGAGGGUGGGGAAUCUGAGAAGGGAACCGGUGUGGGGAAUGGAAACCACACUCUCUACAGCACAGAAAGGAUAGUGAAGAAAGAGGUGCUCAGAACAGACUGUGCUUACAUUGGAGACAUAACAGACAUCCCAGGUGCGACAGUUGCUAUUAGCAACUGUGAUGGACUGGCUGGGAUGAUUCGAACAGGUUCUGAUGAAUACUUCAUUGAACCACUGCAACAGGGGAUGCAGAGAAAUGAAGAUAAAGGGAGAGUUCAUGUCGUGUACCGAAGGUCAGCUGUCCAGCAGGCAUCCCCUGACAUAUCCACUGACUUCCAAAUUGCAGAGCCUGAACUUGAUGUUACCGCAUCGCUUGAUCACAUCUCAGAACAGCUGAAUGAGACCCUCAGGAGGCGCAGACAUGCAGGGGAUGAUGACUACAACAUUGAGGUCCUCUUGGGGGUCGAUGACUCUGUUGUGCGAUUCCAUGGAAAGGAACAUGUUCAGAACUACCUCCUCACACUUAUGAACAUAGUCAAUGAGAUUUACCAUGAUGAAUCCCUUGGCGCACAUAUAAACGUAGUGCUGGUGCGAAUGAUUAUGCUUGGGUAUGCAAAGUCCAUUAGCCUAAUUGAAAGAGGAAACCCAUCAAGGAGCUUGGAGAGUGUCUGCCGCUGGGCAUUCUCACAGCAGAAGUCCGAUCCAGAUCAUUCAGAGCACCAUGACCAUGCUAUUUUUCUAACCAGGCAAGAUUUUGGACCUGCUGGCAUGCAAGGCUAUGCGCCUGUAACAGGCAUGUGUCAUCCUGUGAGGAGCUGUACUCUGAACCAUGAAGAUGGAUUUUCUUCAGCAUUUGUUGUGGCUCACGAGACAGGACAUGUACUCGGAAUGGAGCAUGAUGGCCAAGGCAAUCGUUGUGGCGAUGAAACAGCAAUGGGCAGUGUUAUGGCUCCUUUAGUUCAGGCUGCAUUUCACCGCUACCACUGGUCUCGGUGUAGUGGCCAAGAACUCAAGCGAUAUAUUAACUCGUAUGACUGUCUUUUGGAUGACCCCUUUGAGCAUGAUUGGCCCAAACUUCCAGAACUGCCAGGAAUUAAUUAUUCAAUGGAUGAACAAUGUCGUUUUGACUUUGGAGUUGGAUACAAGAUGUGCACAGCAUUUCGGACGUUUGACCCAUGCAAGCAACUUUGGUGUAGCCACCCUGACAACCCUUACUUCUGCAAAACCAAGAAGGGGCCCCCACUAGAUGGAACAGAGUGUGCACCAGGAAAAUGGUGCUAUAAGGGUCACUGCAUGUGGAAGAACGCCAACCAGCUGAAACAGGACGGUAGCUGGGGAUCCUGGGCAAAGUUUGGUUCCUGUUCACGAACCUGUGGAACUGGUGUUCGGUUUAGAACUCGUCAGUGCAACAACCCCACGCCUUCAAAUGGAGGUCAGGAUUGCCCUGGUAUAAACUAUGAAUACCAGCUGUGUAACACAGAUGAAUGUCCAAAGCAGUUUGAAGACUUCAGAGCACAGCAGUGUCAGCAGCGCAAUUCGUACUUCGAGUUCCAGAGUGCAAAGCAUCAUUGGCUCCCCCAUGAACAUCCAGACUCCAUUAAAAGGUGCCAUCUUUACUGCCAAUCAAAGGAAACAGGAGAUGUGGCCUAUAUGAAACAGUUAGUCCAUGAUGGAACACGUUGUUCUUACAAGGAUCCCUACAGCAUCUGUGUGCGUGGUGAAUGCGUGAAAGUAGGUUGUGACAGAGAGAUUGGGUCAAACAAAGUUGAAGAUAAGUGUGGAGUUUGUGGAGGGGAUAACUCGCACUGCAGAACUGUUAAAGGAACUUUUACCAGAACGCCAAAGAAACCUGGAAAGCAAUUAAGCAAGAGAUGCCAAAAAGAAAUCCAUUUGUUGGAAAACAAAACCUGGAAGACGAGAGGCGCAUUCUUAUUACCUAAAGGAGCACGCAAUGUGCAUCUCAUUGAAACAAAGGAUUCUAAAAAUACACUUGGUUACCUUAAGAUGUUUGACAUCCCACCUGGUGCCAGACAUGUGUUCAUCCAAGAAGACGAGGCUUCUCCUCACAUUCUUGCCAUCAAGAAUCAAGCCACAGGACAUUAUAUUCUCAAUGGCAAAGGAGAGGAAGCAAAAUCUCGGAACUUUAUUGACCUGGGAGUGGAGUGGGAUUACAUCAUCGAGGAAGACAUAGAGACCCUUCACACCACUGGACCGUUACAUGAUGCAGUUGUUGUCUUGAUUAUACCUCAAGACAAUGACACAAGAUCAAGUUUGACAUACAAAUAUAUCAUUCAUGAGGACUCCGUACCCACAAUUAGUACGGGUAACAACAAUGUACUACAGGAAAACGCAGACUUAUUUGAGUGGGCAUUGAAGAGCUGGUCACAGUGCUCAAAACCUUGUGCAGGAGGUUUACAGUACACUAAAUAUGGAUGCCGGAGAAAGAGUGACAACAAGAUGGUUCAUCGCAGUUAUUGUGAUGCAAGCAAAAAGCCAAAGCCCAUUCGCAGGAUGUGUAACCUUCAGGAGUGCACUCAGCCUAUUUGGAUCACGGACGAGUGGGAACACUGCACUAAAACCUGUGGAAGUUCUGGGUAUCAAAUUCGUACAGUGCGUUGCAUGCAAGUCCUUAAUGAUGGAACAAACCGCUCAGUUCACAGUAAAUACUGUAGUGGGGAAAAGCCUGAAAGUCGAAGGUCCUGCAAUCGAGCUCCAUGUCCUGCACAGUGGAAAACUGGAUCGUGGUCAGAGUGCUCUGUAACAUGUGGAGAAGGAACUGAGCGCAGAUCUGUCACAUGUCGCACUGGGGAUCACUGUGAUGGAGAGAAACCAGAAUCUGCCAGAAUAUGCAAGCUUGCUCCUUGCAAUGAUGAACCAUGUACAGGAGACAAGUCCAUAUUUUGUCAGAUGGAGGCGCUCGCAAGAUACUGCUCUAUCCCAGGUUACAGUAAGCUUUGUUGCGAGUCCUGCAGCAAGCACAAUAGCACUCUCCCUCCUUCAUUCCUGUCUGAAGCAGCUAACACCGAAGAAGAAAUCAGUUUUGAAUCUGUUCAGAUUCCUGGACUCGUAACCAUACCAACCUCCACACAAUAUCCUUCAGUCUCUGUUUCCAACAGAAAAGGCCCUCAAAGCCGUAGACCAGCCACAGAAGGUGAUCAGGUUGUUUCUGCAGCUGACGAGAAGUCAAAAUAUGCAGGCAGUAAGACUUACAGGUUGGUAGCAAUGCAAUACCAGCCUCAUUCAAGCAAAACCGCCAGUAAUUCCUCUGCAUUGGUAGUCAAUAAUCCACCACCUGAAAGUAACAGCAGUUCAUCAGUCCCUCUGUCACCAGAGGCAUUUACAAGGAAGACUGAGAGACAUGUGGACAGGAGGUGGCCCACCAGGUCUUCUGCUGUGAAGAGAUGAAGGUGGGCACCAGGAUAACAAGAACUAUUUGUAAAACCAAUGUGGACAUAAUGGUGCAUCCUGCAAAAAAAUCCUUUUCAAAUCCUCAACAUUUAUAGAGAUCAAAAAAUAGUAAAAGUGCUGGUUCACUUGUGUGUUAUUGGCUUCCUCUACCAGUAAAUCAGUAAUUUGUCUGUAGUGACUGGAAACACACCAAAGAUAUGCUCAAAAAGGGUGGAUUACUUUGGCUGUUCCUCUAAUAAAAGUCAAGGAAGUUUUGCACUUCAGCUGAAGCUAUAAAAUAUAAAAAAUAAAAAAAAGAUAAGUUAUAUAGAAUAUACCGGACUCCAGCAAAUUUGUUGUUUUUACUAAUUUGCCUGUUUUUGUUAAAUAUUAGAUAUUUAUAAGCAAUUGCAGCUGUUGUGUAAAUAAUGUAUUAUGCAAAACAUCAGUAUUAUUUUUAAAGAAGGCAAGUUGUACUGAUUCAUUCUUUUUUACAUAUGUUACCUGGACAUUGGGUGCCUGCCAUUCCUUAACUUAAUGUUUAUAGAAAUACAGUGUAACAAUUCAUUGUAAAUGAGCUGAAAGACAAUAGGUUCAUGUGAUCAAAUUUCAGUUUCAGUUUGUUUCUAAAAAUAUAUAUAGCAUAGGCAAAAAAAAACUCAAAAAUAAAAGCAUGCUCUGCUUCUAUGUCAAAAGAUACACUCUAUACCACUUCAUUUUUCUUUUAAUAGUUUGAAUGGUGCUGGCUUGAAAUUACAGUGCUGUAAUUUGUAAAAAAAAAAAUCUGUAUUCUAGGUACUGUGUCCUUACAAAAUAAUAGAACUGAUGGAUUGAUAGGUGAGUAAUGCAAAAGAACGUUUUCAUUUACAGAUGCCAUUCAUACUCAUUGUACGUUCCAAAAGGCAGACACGCUUUCAAGGUCAUUUUUUUUGUAGGGGACCUUUUAAAUACCAUUUAUACAGUACACAUGUUGCCUUUAAGCUAAUCUGUAAUUAAAAGAAGUAAAUACAUGGAUGAGAGCUAUUUAUUUCAACAGGUAUCACCUCACUUGCACAACGCACCUGACUGCAAUAGCAAUAUGAGUAAUUUAUAUCAGUUUUAUCAGUCAUUUUUUCACAGUUCAGACAGUCAUACUCUCCUGUGUGUUGCUGUAUAGUACUUGUAUAUAGGAUGAGAACCUAAAAUAUUUAUUAAAUAUUGAUGUUCUUACAGCAUUUUAUGUAGUAAUAAAUAUGAUAAAAAAGCAGUGAAUAACUAUUUGCCAACAUAUCAUAGAAGGAAAAAUGAUGCUAACUACAUAUGGUACAUGUCAAAUGCAUGUAACAACGACCAUGACUGACAAAACUAAAUAAAAAAAAAAAGUUUAACUCUAAGGACCAUUUUUAAAUUAACAAAGAUAUGACAACGGUUUUGACAAGCAUUUUAGGAUUUCAUAGUUUACUAAAAAAAUUGACGUGCAAUUAUAAUAUUUGUAAAGUUUCCCCAGACAAAGCUGUUUUUUUUAUCACAGCAAAUGUAGAACUAAAGAAACAUUAAUAUUCUUUUUUUUAUUAUUAUUGUUGUUUAUUUUUUAAAAACAAAAUCGGCAAAAUUAUUUGAGGACAUGAUUGUGAAAUUAUCUCCAUGAUAAUUUGGGGUAGUUGAAGAAAAAUAUAUACAGUAAGUGUAGUCGGCAACUAACAGUAUUGAAGCACAUAGUGCUACACUAUGGAAGUCUUUUUGUUGUCUUGCUUGUAAUGUAACCCCUUGACUCGUUGCCUCUAAAGAAUUGCUGCUACUUUUAUGCAAGGCUUUCUAUGGUCAAAGAGAAGCUAGUAUUUUAUAGAUUUUAUAUUGACAAUCCCUGAGCCUCGAACAGAUAUAGGAUAUAUUAUGUAUGUAUCCCCAGUACUCCCCAAAUGUAAAAAUAUGAAUGCAGAGAUUCUUUUUAUUAUUUUUUACUGUUUUGCUCCUUUUGUACCAAGUCAUUUUUUUCUGUUUUAAGUGUACACUACUGAUGCUGUUUGUUGUAUUGGGGAGCACAUAGCAAUAAAAUUUUAACAAAACUUCAAA
Molecule: messenger RNA, 6030 nt
Organism: Acipenser ruthenus (sterlet)
Lineage: Eukaryota; Metazoa; Chordata; Actinopteri; Acipenseriformes; Acipenseridae
Product: A disintegrin and metalloproteinase with thrombospondin motifs 3-like
Exons: 24
Coding region: 268-3996 (1242 amino acids)
Biological process (GO): proteolysis; extracellular matrix organization
Cellular component (GO): extracellular matrix
Molecular function (GO): metalloendopeptidase activity
Source: RefSeq, a predicted model, not a curated record